AACUGUGUGAACAACGUCCAGGAGUCGCCAGUCAAACCGCGCCCAAUGAAACGUCAGGAUCUCCGCAACUCCGUAGUGAAAUCAUCCUUCUCCUCGUGCUCUUUACACCCACACCUACGCUGCAGAUUCAGUUUCAGUCACGCAGUCACUCUCUUCGUCUCCGCCAAAGAUCAUCUGUCACUCGUAAAUCCCUUCCCGUUCUCUGAUUGAAACUAACCUUUCCUGUUGACCAGUGUUCAUAACCCACUGAUACCAACUACAAUAUUGCAUUCGGCGGAAAUCUCACCUCGACACGGUUGACGAACCUUUAAGAGUUAGUUAAUCGGUCACUCAAAAUGUCCCAUUGUUGGACCCAGUCUUUGCAAAAGGCCGAUCCUCCGAGAUCGGCUUUGUGGAGCCGACCACCCGCGGUUGUUGGAGCAUAAAAAAAUUCGGGAUACCAGAGGGUUUCGAACCCGAGUCGACAAGCUGGAGAACCACGGAGUGGAGAACGCAACUUGGAUACUUUUGUUUAUGUUGGGUGCCAUUUGAAAAGGAAAAAAGGAAUGGGAGGAAACAGGAAAUCGGGAUGAACGGUCACCGAAUGUGCAGGAUGGUCGAAAAACCGCGAAAAUCGACAGUGUGGGAGUUGAAAUAGUUGUUAAUAAUUGGUCCUUAUAGUCUAUGCAAGUUCCAAACUAAAGAAACACGUUUCAAAUAAAAAGAAAGCGAGAUCCUCAUGUAGAAUAACGGUCUUUUUGAAUUUCAAAUUGAUGGUUAAAGAUUGAUCAUCGAAAGCAUCUUUCUUAUGCAGUGAAUGUGAAAGUGUUAUGAGUUUGGUACCGACUGAAUAAAGGGAGAUAAGAGUGGUCCUGCGAUUAAAUAGUGGUUGAGUUUUAAAAUGAGUGCAACAUGGGUGAUUUUGGGGAUCCUAGCUGUGGCAAGUGCUCAGGUGGAGUUGAACUCGACGGAAUUGCCGUCCAUUUAUUAUACAGAACCGAGUUAUGGAAGCUCGAGCUCCGGGGCAGACAACACUUACAAAAUGUUCACCGAGCUGCCCGGAGGACAAAUCACCAGAGGUCAAAGGUUACUGGAGAGAACUAAGAGUCCGUACGUGGUGCGCGAGGACCUUUUCGUCGAACGUGGUGGAGAGCUCGUUAUAGAACCGGGCGUAGAAAUCCGGUUCGCCCCCAUGAUCGGAAUCACUGUCCGAGGCAUCCUAACUGCUAAGGGGGAGCCUGAGGCACCAGUAGUGCUCACGAGCUCAGAAACUCCGUCCGGUCAACCUGAGCCUCGGUCGAUUCGUUUGGUCGAUGGACAAACUCCUUUUGAAGGUCGACUACAGCUCCUGCAUCGAGGAGAGUGGAGAGCUGUUUGUACAAACUCCAGAAAUUGGACUAGGGCAGAUUUUGAAACUGCCUGCCGUGAAUUAGGGCUGCAAGGUGGACGAUGGUGGGGUUGGGUGGACAGACAAUGGCCAGCUAAACCUCGACUUUUAUACGAGCAACCUCAGUGUCGAGGAACCGAAUCUUCUCUGCAAAAUUGUGAUCGAUGGCCUCACAAACAGCUCGGUUCUGGAGUUUGUGAUUACCAUCCAGAUUUAGGAAUAGCAUGCUCACCUCACCACGAUGGUGCCACACAAGCAAUUAAACACUGGCGGGGAAUCAGAUUUGAAGGUGCCCUUUUCGAUAGACCUUUAAUACAGGAAAACACUCUUUACGUCCGGAGAUCAAAAUCUAUUUUGCGAAAUGUAGAAAUCAGAUUCGCGGGUACGGGACGAGAAAUCAACGUCACCUCCGCCCUACACGUUGAGGGUGCGCCUCCACAAAUGGAAUCAAUCACAAUCGUUAAUUCGGCCUUCGGUGGAAUUAACAUCACCACUCCCGAUGCUCCAAUAGUCAUUAACAACUGCACCAUACAAAGCAACAAAGGGUAUGGAAUUUACAUGAACAGUUCUAGUGGAUUAGCACAUAUCAACAACUGUGCUGUGCUAGACAACGGAGCUGACGGAAUAAAAUAUGUCCAUCACGAUGAAAGACCAGACGAUAAGCCUGAUCGGGCGGAUGUUUAUGACCUGUGCACUUUUCCAACAACUACAAGCCAAACCUUCCCCGUAACCAUAUCAAUGGAGCAGAAUGAAUAUGCUCAAAAUCGAAGAAAGUGCCCUCAACAUAUUUUCACGAAAGCAGGGCACGUUUUGACGUUGCACUUCCUCCAAAUGAAGACUGAUCGAAACGACAGUGCAACAAUCGAAAUCUACGAUGGUAGCAGUACCGGCGAAAAAUUACUGGCAAAAGUGAACGUUAGAAAUGGAACUUUGCCACAAAGUGUGACAUCUACUCGUCGGGACUUGUAUAUCAAAUUUACGGCUCAACCUUUCACACAUAUGGUCGCUUUCAUUCGCCUUACCUCCGGAUACAAAAAAAGCUAUGACCUUAAUAUUACUGCUAGCACAAUAGCUGAUAAUAAUGGAAGAGGAAUCGCAGCGGAAAAACUACGUUCGGCUUUGCAUAUUCACGACACUUCCGUGUCUAAUAACAACCAUGUCGCAGGCGUGCACGUUUUAGGAGGUGCCCAAGAUGUCAACAUCACCGGAAGCAGAAUCGCCUUCAAUCAAGGCGACGGCGUCAAUGUCACUGUCACCGGUGGCAGCAGAAAUGUCUCUCACACCAGCAUUUCUUCCAAUCAAGGUUACGGCUUCGCUGUUUGGUUAAAUGAUUCUUCCGCCACGGAAUAUAUUCAUUUUAAUCAAUCCACGAUCGUCGAGUACUCUGAGAUUUUCAAAAACUGGGAUAUCGGUAUCUUAGUGGGUAAUUCAACAGGAAAAUCCUACGUAAAUAUAACCGGAAAUUGGUUUAACAGCAGUUCUGAAACAGCAGUGCAAAUCGAUUCGAGCUGGAGGUACAACCAAGGAUUCAUGAAAGCUCAAAUCGGACACAAUGUCUUCAUUCAGAAUUUAAAACUGGGUAUAAAAUUAAGCCCGGCUCUAAAUAUAAAAGCUUGCAUCGAGUACAACCACUUCGAGGAACACAGCUAUGGAGGAAUCCUAGUGAAGAAUCCCCUCCACGAAGAAUUCAACAUUCUUCCAGCGGAUGUUUUGAUUCAGCACAAUGAGUUUUACGACAACAAGGGCGUUUAUGUGGUUAAUCUCGGUCUCUCGCCUUACAGCGAUCUACAGAAGCUUCUCUUCACCAAGAACUUUUUAAAACGUAACAAAGUAAAGGAACCUUUCGACAACAGCGAUGUGCAAGGCUAUAGACUUAUUCCAAGAUCUCGAGUUUCUGCGGUUGUUGUCAUAUCUUCAAGCAACGUCCAAGUCUACCGAAAUAUUCUUCACAAUCUGGAAUCGAGAUAUGAGCUCGGAUCCCACUUGGAGGACCAGAGCAAAGUCAUUAAUUGCACCUACAAUUGGUUGGGUUCUGAAAAGGAAAGGAUAAUUUUUGAUCGCUUAUUUCACAGAAAAGAUAGAUAUAACCUGGCAAAGAUUGAAUACUUGCCGUAUUUGCUACACGGUAGUAAUCCUGGGGGUAAUACAAUCAUUUCAAAUCCAACAUUCGUCGCACAAUUUUUGUCAACUGACACAAACGUGGUAGGAGGCGAGGUCGAUGGAUUGGAGACGCUGAGAGCUGGAGAGUACUUUGUGGAACGCGACAUCAAUGUUAGACCUGGUGGAAAACUAAUCAUCCACCCUGGAGUGACUCUUCGAUUUCCUCCAGCUGUGGGCAUGAUGGUUGCUGGUAGAUUGUACGCUAGAGGGAAAGGUCCAAGCGAUAUUCAGCUCACUCUCAAGGAAGAAAUAAUAAUCGAACCGGAUAACGAAACCAUGGCUGAAGCCAUAGCUUUUGAUGAAUCCAACUCUGUUCCCGUGAGACUUCUUGGAGGAAAAACGAAUCUCGAGGGAAGACUACAGGUGAGGAUUGGAGAAAAAUGGGGAACGGUCUGCAAUUACGGAUGGACGAUCCGUGACGCGGCGCUUGUUUGUCAUCAAUUGGGCCUGACUUUAGAUCCAGACGACUGGUUUCUGGAAAGAUCUCAAAUUCCCAACGCGGGAACGAAUGAGGAUAUUAUUCUCAGCAAUGUCCACUGCACAGAAGACGAUAUAGAUAUUUCGAAAUGUAGAGCAGAAAGCGCAGACGAAUUCGAAAAUUCCUGCACUCAUGAAAACGACGUUGGGGUUAGGUGUUCCGAAGCCGCUUGGGCUGGUCUCAGACUUGGGUCUUUAGCGCAGAGAAGCGAUUUGCAGUACAUCACGAUUGAAAAGGCAGGGCUAUUGGAUUAUGCAACGAAUUCUUUUAAACCAGCUCUUCAAAUUGACUUCGCUCGUCAUUCUCUUGAGGGGGUAAAGGUUGUCAACAACCUGCAGGACGGAUUAGGGAUACUGUAUUCUGACAUUUACUCAGCUGACGCGGUGAAUACAGUUCGAAACAGCGACUUUUCCAACAACCGAGGAAGUGGAAUAAGUUUGAAGCAAUUGGGCUUGCGGAUCUCCAACUCCAGAAUCGAAAACAAUAAAGUGGCUGGAAUUCGGCACAACCCUGCGUUCUCGGCGGUGCAACAGAGAGAAUUUGCAGGAUGGUUUUCGCAAUCACCUGACGUAUCUUCUGAAAACUACAAUCCGAUCGUCGUGCCCCAAAACAGCGGGAACAUUGACCUCGUCAUGGGAGAAACCAAGUAUCUCAUCACAUCCAAAACAAAUGGAGAGGUAGAUAAAUUCAUCAAUAUCAGUUGCACGCCAGGUUACGUCGUUGGAAUUCAGCUCUUAAAUCCAAUUCACAACCGCAGCACGGAGGAAAUUAUUUUGCAUGAUUCGCAAACUAUUCACCAGAAGGGUAACAUCUGGCAUCUCAAGAGAGACUUGACUGUCUUUCCCGUUACUUCGAGUUCAUUCGUUGUUGUCUUUGAAUAUCAUAGUGGAAAAUCUGCUCUAGGAGGAACAGUCAUGGUCCUCACAGCACUUCCAGCUCCCAUUCAGGACAUCACCAAUCGAAUAGUGAAAGGACCAAUUCCUACUCUGAAGAUUUCCAAAACAAAAAUCAAGGGCAACAAACGUGGAAUCCUGGCUUCGUAUUAUAACCGGUAUUUAGAUGAGCGAGGAGAUUACAAUCUUCGGAAAGCCAACGAGACAAUUCAGCUCAUCGGUUGUGAAGUUUCCCACAACAUCGAAGAAGCAAUUUACGUUCACUCACCCCACUGGAACGUUUUUCAAUCAAACUUAAGCGAAAUCUCAUUCCAUAUUAACAAUUCACUCAUAACUGACAAUGGAAAAGGAAUUUUACAAUUCAGUCGAGAUAUGCGACACUCAAACAACCUUUUCCACUGGAUCAUGCAGGACAGCACAAUCGAGAGGAAUCACGGUGGAGGUUUCGAAGUUGCACUUCCUUAUGUUUGGCAGUACAACGAGAACUUUACACACUCUCUUUAUUUCGAUAACAACACCUGGCAAAAUAACGAGCGGUUUGCUUUUGUCGUCGAUGGACACUUCGCCUCUUUCAAUAUGUCGAACAACCAAUUUGACGGAAAUAGAUGUAAAAAGGGUUUGAUUUCAAUACGAGGAAUGGAGAAGAAAAUGAAGAUUGAAGGGAAUAAGAUCACGAGGAAUAAUGGAGCAUUCAUGGUCGAAUUUAAUGCUGAUAGCCAGUCAGAAAUUCUUGGAGAGGUUUACACAAGAUUUUUUUUCAAUGAGGUUAAACAGAAUUCGUAUAGCUUGAUUAACAGGGGAAUUCAUCAGAUGUAUAAUGAACCAACCUACGUUGUUGGUUUUCACGGGAUUCAGAAAGUGAGAGUAAAUAGGAAUUUGUUCGGCGACAAUUCACUGGAUUACGAACUCUUGGCUGGAAUUAAGACAGCAAAAAUUAAUAACGAGGUUGAUGUCACCGAAAACUGGUGGGGAACUUACAAUGAUGCCCAAAUCAGAGAGAAAAUUUUUGACUUCGACGAUUGGAACGACCAUGCAGUGGCCAAUUUCAGGCCUUACUUAAUCAGCGACUCCCUCGACUCUUCAAUCUCAGCAUCCUGGGACCAGACUUCCAAAGUCGACCUUGAUCAUCUUGGGGGACGAAUUAUCGAAACAAUUUCAAUCCACGCAAGAGCCAAGCCCUACGUCAUUAAAUCUGACAUCACAGUGAUGCCGGAUGCAACUUUAUAUAUUUAUCCGGACGUCGUAAUGGAAUUUGCUCCCAAUGUUGGGAUUUUGGUGCUCGGAACUUUGAGAGCUGUGGGCAUUGCCGGUCAUGAAAUUAUAAUGAGACCACUCAAUGAAGAAUACUCGCAAGUCCCGAAGUCGUCUUCUAAACGCAGUUUGGCCAAGGAGCCUUUAGAAACGAUUCGACUUUGUAAGGAAGGAAACUGCACUUCGGAGACUAACGAAGGAUUUCUCGAAUUCUUCAACCGAACUACACUUCAGUGGAUUCCUCUUUGCGAUUACAAAUUCACCGAAAGAAAUGCGCAAGUCGCCUGUCGACAAUUGGGACAUGAUCCUUUAAAUGUAUAUGUUUCGAGGAAUCGAAGAUUUCAUCUUCAUCCUGGCUCGUUGUCUCGGAUUUGGUCAUGGCCUGAACCCCUACAAUGUACUGGAAAUGAAGAGAGUUUAGAAGACUGCCAAAUAAGACUGAACGGUCAAUUGUUUGGACAAAAAUACGAUUGUCCUUGGGACGGAGACUUCGUCUUUGUUCACUGUGGAGAAAGAAAUCUCGAACCCUCUCGAGAUUAUUGGGGAGGAAUUCGAAUUGCAAAUAGCGAAUUUGAACACCACCUUUACGAACAUCGAAUUCACGAUGUUGUCACUCACGAAACUGUUCAAAGAGUUGAAUCGGUCCUCAAAUUCAUAAAUAUCACGGGGGCUGGAAUUUUGCAUAACGAGAAAUCUGCGGCUAUUCAGGCGAUAAUGAAGUCUCCCGUUAUUUCUCACGUUAAUAUCACAAAAAGCGCAUAUCAUGGGAUUAACGUUAUUUCUCCCACACAUACUAUUGAGUUGCUCUUCAACCAGAUUCAUAAUGUGCUAGGUAACGGAGUGAACGUGUUGUCUCUAACUGGAGAAGGACGAGAAGCAGAUGAGAGUUCAUUUACUCCUAUCAAAGAUCUCAACAUUCCUUACAAUUUGUUUAGUCUAGUGGACAUUUGUGAUACUACGAAGGAAAUUACAGUCGAAGAAAGGGUUUUGCUCUACCACAAAUACGACAACAACCCGGUGAAUUGUGUCAAAAUCUUUCGCAGUUCCUACAGGGCAAAACCAUUUGGAUUCAGACUUCUGCAAUUCAACCUCUUCAAUUCAACUGGAAAACCAGGCCGAGCCGAUAGCAUUUCCUUGUACGAUGGAGACAUUUACAAUAUAACAACCCAGAAAAUCGUAGACCUUGAAGUCGAUGGUCGCCAUGAAAAAACCCUUUUCAGAACUCGUGGACCGAGUUUAAGCGUCAAAUUAUUCGCAAAUGGUGCCAGCAACGUCCACGGAUUUAUCGCAGAAGUUGUGACUCUCCCAAUGUCAGCUAUUGGUUUUAAUCGGGACGUGCAGCACAAUAUUUCCUACUCAGUUAUUUCAAAAUGUCGAGAAGGUGCAGUAAAGUAUGCCAGCGCUGGUGAAGUCAACGCGAUAAUUACUCUAGAGCGAAAUCAGUUCGUCGACAAUUGCGAGAAGCUUUAUGGUAAUUUUACUACCUGUAAAUCUGCGAUUUGGCUCGACGUGCAGAAUACCCAGUCACUUUACUUCAGAAAUAAUCUCGUAAGAAGAAACCAGGGUGGACUUUCAAUUCGAGCAGAUUCGAGAGGAUCGGCUACUUCACUCAAAGGCUGGAUUCAUAAUAACCUCUUCGCUGAAAAUUUAAUCAAACCAGCAUUAUACGUUGAAGGUCGGCAGAGCAGUCCUUAUCAGGAAGUGACGAUAUUUAGAAAUUAUUUCACGAAGAACAAUGCCUCGUUUCAUAAUAAUAUUGUAUUGAAACAAGUCGUGAGCAACAUGACGUUGAAUUAUCUUCACGAAAAUCUGGGCCUGCAUCUGCUCGAAAUUUCAGGGUUCGAGCGAGUGCGAUUGCCGAUUUACCAGAGUACAUCGCAUAAUGGAUUUUAUAAAAAUUAUGCGGUCGAUAGAGAAGGUCGAAGUACAAUCAUCGCAGGAACUCCAGGACAGCAAUAUGUCGAUAAUGUUUUCUGGAAUCCUGAUAAUGACUACGAAAUGCUUACCAUCAACAGAUCACUCGUUGUCGACAUGGAAUGGUAUAAUAAUCAGCUCGAAAUGUGGAGAUCUCAUGUGGACGCAAGACACAACUGGUGGGGCUAUAACGAAACCAUCGCGGUUGCUGGACGAAUUCGGGAUCGUGGGGAUUCCCCAGAAUUACUUCAAGUGGAUUACGAGCCCUUUCAUAUGAACAAUCUAACAGUUUUGACAGGAAAAUGUCCUCCUGGUUGGGAUCUCGUAGGCGACACAUGCUACUUCUAUAUUGGGGCGCCAAUGGAUUUUUUCGGCGCUAGAGAAUUUUGUCGCUCUGCAAAUGCUUCAAUGCCUUUCAUCAUGAGCAAUUAUCAUGAAUUGUGGAAUUUCCUAAAAAAACAACAAGAACGUUUUGAAUAUUCAGAACGUGUUUGGGUUCAGCAAUUGGAACGUGUGGAUCAAUGUACGGUGUUCACGUAUCAAACGAUUGAAAUCGACAUCUGUGCUCAACCGAAUCCUUUUAUCUGUGAAAUUGAUCCGAGAGUUUCGAUUGAUCCUCUUUCUUGGAGGAGAGAUAUUGUGGCAAUUGGAGUUUUGGCUGCUGUAGGCGCUGCUUUAGCACUUUUGGCGGCUGCAAUUGGCUUCUGGGUUUCAAAAUCCAAGAAGAGAAAAGUCGAACGACUAGAAAGGAGAAAUUCCAUUCGACAAUCCCUUCAUUCUUUGCGAUCUGUUGGAUCAACCACAGGAUUCUCGGAACUCCCUUAUCGCCGAAAACCAAUAGCGACGAAGCAAUCAACUGAUACCUUGAAUUCGAGAAGUCUCGAUUACAAGAAGAUGAUGAACGGAGGAAGCUUGGAUUCAAUGGAUAAAUCGCAGUUGAAUUCUUCCAUGGAAGACAAUCAGAGCUACGAUGUCUACGAAGCUCACAAUCCGCGUUAUUCUCCAAGUACCAGCGACUUUAAGGGAGUGAAAUAUCCUGGAACGGGAGAUAAUCCAGUAUUUGACCUUGCCUAUCGGAAUGAAGGAUUCCGAAACCAUUCAACCUUCACCUCCAGGAAUAACAGUAACUGGCCUUCGGAAGUGAACAGCGAAGCAGCGCCAGAUGAAGUUCCUUCAGAUCCUAACAACGACUCCGCCUAUCUGAACAAUGCAUCCACUCUUCCGUUGAAUUCUAGUCUCGCGAUGACCGAUUCUUUCGCUCCGAUGGAUUACAACACUUACGAUACAAGUCCUCUGACACCAAGUUCCGAACCAGUUCCGGAGUACUUCAGACCUCCAAUUUCUAAUCCUUAUUAUUAUGAGGAACGGCCCAGAAGCGAGGCUAUUCUUGAAACGAAUCUCGAUUCUACCGAGGAAAAACCCCUUCGAUCGAAAAGUGAAGCUUUACUCGAAACUAAUUUCGACACAUUUGUACCGAAUGAUCCUUAUACAGAACUCACGCAGCUUUCCUCUCAUGCGAGGAGCAAGAGUCAACCACUGGAAACUGCAAUGUAGGGACGAAAAUUACUUCUUUCCUAGAUUCAUUUUUUACGUACAAAACGAUCCUUUCGAGCGAGGAUUGAAAAUUAAAAGGUGGGCUUUUUUCUUAGAUUUCAAAUCCAGUGAUUUUCUAUUUAACAUUUCAUUCUAGUUGGAAAAAAUAAUUGUAAAUUAAAGAUAGCUGAAAAUUAUUCUUCAGAAAACUCGGAGGAUUGGAAAUUCUUCUUCAGAAAAUUCGGAAGAUUAGAAAUUAAAAGGUGAGAUUUUUCCUCGGAUGUCAAAUUCAGUAGUUUUUUGUUUAAUAUUUCAAUUCAGUUGGAAAAAUUACUUGUAAAUUAAAAAAAAAAAAAAAA
Messenger RNA from Belonocnema kinseyi, 9954 nucleotides. It is a transcript of the gene bark, whose product is annotated as protein bark beetle. NCBI's taxonomy places the organism in Eukaryota, Metazoa, Arthropoda, Insecta, Hymenoptera, Cynipidae. Gene Ontology annotation, cellular component: membrane. The record is from RefSeq and is a predicted model, not a curated record. The transcript is spliced from 19 exons. Bases 881 to 9616 code for a protein of 2911 amino acids.